CAAGAUUCCAGAUUGCUACUUAGCUGAGCUUAUAGGUGAUUGAUUAAAUUCUACGCAGCUAGGAUUGGAGAUGUCUUGCCCACCUUAAUCCAAUUGGGAAGCCAUUUUAAGUAACAGUCUCUCAUACCGCCUGCAAUACUCGCCGUUCACUUUCCGAUCAAUCAUUGGCGAAAUCUAGAAGUUGAUCCUCGAAUUUCAGGUAAAUUGUUUUUAAGCAUUAUCCUCUAUCCUGCGGGCUCAGUCAACUGUCCAUCUCCGGCCGGCAGACAACAACCCGAAUCUUUAACGGCGAAUUUAGUGUCACCAUCGAAGCUCCGAAGAGUGAUAAUGGUGAAGCCGAAAAUUGCGCCUUCGAUGUUGUCAUCGGACUUCGCAAAUUUGGCAUCGGAGGCCGAGCGGAUGGUCCGAUGCGGUGCAGAUUGGCUGCACAUGGAUAUUAUGAUCGAUAUAAUAUGGUUUUUCUUUGCUGGAGUUGUCAUUCUUCAUUUUGUGCCAAACCUCACAAUUGGUGCUCCAGUUAUUGAGAGCCUGAGAAAGCACACAGAUGCUUACUUAGAUUGCCACCUAAUGGUCACAAAUCCUAUAGAUUACGUCGAGCCAUUAGGAAAAGCUGGUGCUUCUGGUUUUACUUUUCAUGUGGAAGCCUCAAAAGAUAAUUGGCGAGAGCUUGUGCAACGAAUCAAAUCAAAGGGUAUGAAGCCUGGUGUUUCCUUGAAGCCCGGAACCCCUAUUGAAGAAGUGUACCCACUGAUUGACGACGAAAAUUCUGUGGAAAUGGUACUUGUUAUGACCGUGGAACCUGGAUUUGGUGGGCAAAAGUUUAUGCCCGAAAUGAUGGAUAAGGUGCGUACGCUAAGAAAGAAGUACCCUUCACUUGACAUAGAGGUGGGUGACUUUCCAUCUGCUGAUAAUUUCCGAGUUGACGGUGGUUUAGGACCUUCGACUAUAGAUAUGGCAGCAGAUGCUGGUGCAAAUUGCAUUGUGGCGGGAAGUUCUGUAUUUGGAGCUCCCAAUCCUGCUCAUGUUAUAUCACUUAUGCGCAAAAGUGUGGAGAAUGCCAAAAUUAAUUAAGUUUAUAUCCAAAUGUGACUAAAAGAUGUUUAUCUGAUCGGUGUGUAAUAAAAUGCAUGCAAUCUGUAUGCUGCAUAUGACCUGUUUAUGUUAUGACCUUGUGGUAAUUCAGUCUGUUGUGGCAUGGUAUGAUCAU
Messenger RNA from Striga asiatica, 1207 nucleotides. The record is from the annotation of a GenBank genome assembly. NCBI's taxonomy places the organism in Eukaryota, Viridiplantae, Streptophyta, Magnoliopsida, Lamiales, Orobanchaceae.